CAACAUGUCUGGUUUUCGUCAGCGUCAUCUCACAUCCUGUGUGAGGAAGCCCAGUACUGCGCUGCGCUGUUGUUUAGUCGAUGAGCUACCUGGACCUAUGAUAUCUCUUUUUCUAAAGGCUGACAUUACAGAAUAAAUUCAACAAAAUGCUACAGAGGAAACAAUCAAAUGUUUCAGACAAAUCAAAGAACAAACCAAAGCGAUCAACCAGCUUUGGGAGAUUUGAUGCCUUCAGAAAUCAUCCAUCACCAAGCAAGCCAGAGGAAAAUGGCGGGGCUCUGCCUGUUGAAGGGGAGUCUGAAAUUGAGAGCUGUGAUCAGAGCAAACAUGGCAGCAUUGGAAAGAAAAUGAAGGCCAUCUCCUUGACUAUGCGCAAGAAGAUGGGCAGGAAGUAUGUGAAGGCUUUCUCAGAGGAAAUGGCUGAUGAUGUGGACCACGGAGGAGAGGAGGAGGGGGAGGCCGAAGGUAGCCGUCCCCUGGGAAAAGGUUCCAGGAGGACUAGCAACUCCCUGGAAAGCCUUAACAGUGGACAGAGCUCCUCCAGCGGUGUCACCAAUGGGUCUGAUAGCUCCACCAACAGAGACAGCCUGAGACUGGAGGAGGAUGUCCCGUACACCGGACAUUUCUGCGGGAGAGCCAGAGUCCACACUGACUUUGUCCCAAGCCCGUACGACGCAGAUUCCCUCAAACUAAAGGUUGGGGACGUAAUUGACAUCAUCAGCAAGCCGCCCAUGGGUAUAUGGACCGGCAUGCUCAACAACAAAGUUGGAAAUUUCAAAUUCAUCUACGUUGACAUCAUUGUCCAGGAAGAGGCCGAACCUGAAAGGGUUCAGGUUCUGCCACAGAGGCAGAGCAAGCACCUCCAAUCCGGGACUCUCCAGGAGCUGCUGGAAGGCCUUCAUUUACAGGAGUACACCUCAUCGCUGCUUCUCAAUGGCUAUCAGACAGUGGAGGACCUAAGGGAUUUGAAGGAGAAACAUCUCAUUGAGUUGAAUAUGAUGGAUCCAGACCAUAGGCAUCGGCUGCUGGCCGCUGCAGAGGGCGGCAUCGACGCAGAGACACAAGGUGAAAAUGAGACGGACGGCAGCCCCGGACCAGAGUCUCAGUCAGCCAGUCCGAAGUUGGAUGAUGACUGCACAAGAGACUCAGGCUGCUACAUAACGUCCGAGCCCACAGACAAUGGGAGGGAAGACGCAGGAAGCCACCCAUCGACCCUGAGUUAGGCCGAGGCCCAACUGCAACUGUCAGUGUCACACUUCUUCUCCUACUUCAUUCUGUCACAUCACCUAAUGUGCAAUUACAUUACAUAGUGUCCCCCACUGUGUAAUUCUGGCCCCAAGUGGUUCCACCAUAGAGCAUUAACACUGGAGCUGGAGAGGGUAGAAGGGCCAGGCGAUGAAGCCUAGGAAGUAAUGGGAAACUAGCCUCUACUGCGCAAAACAGCUUGCCGCCCAUUGAAUUCAAUUGAAAUAGAGUGUAGAAAACCAAGGUGAUUUAACAACCAAAGAAACCUCAUGUCAGUUCUUCAUGAUCAUAAAAUUCAUUUUGUGUGCAAUUUGUUUGGGGAAGUUUGGGGAAAAUAUUGAAAUUUAUUUACUGUACAUUUUCCAAAAAUAUUAAACAUAUUUUUUUAUAAUCUGCUUUUCAUAUGUAACGAUUGUUACUUGAGUUUCAAAAUACCAUUGGAGAAGUUUUAUUUUGCCUUCAAAAGCUUGGUAUUCCCCAUCCACUUUAAUGAGGAGCUCCAUGCUUUGCGCUCAACAUGCACAGUGCAGGUUUACUUCCAGGGCUUCACAGCUUAGGUAGGGUGAGGUCAUGCUUUCCUGUCUAGUAAAAUAUGCAUGUCUAUGGGUUCCAUGGACCUCUAUAUUUAUACUGUAUCUAAAGUAUUUUUUUAUUUUUUUGUUUCAUUCUGUUCCUUAUACCACAUGACCAGAUUCCCUGACUUGACAACAUGUCAAGUGACUCCUUGUCAGACUGGGUUACAAGAGUGCAUCUGAGGCCAGGGGAAACAGCUAGGACUAUUUUGGCACAGUAGCGGUCGUUAUGGGACAUUAGCGUCCAUGCUGUAGUGUCUAUGUUUGUGUGUGCACUUGCUUUUAUGCUAGACAGUGUUAAGCUAUUUCCAACAGCCUUGAGAUCUUUUACUGAAAAAAAAGAAUACACUGUAAAAUGAGUGCACUGGGCCAUUGGCAAAUACUGUAUAUACAAUAACUUGUUUUGUAUUUCAAGAUACUAUGUGACUGUAGAAUACACACAUGCAUUACUAAAGUAAUAAAAAGGUUACUGUGA
Messenger RNA from Anguilla anguilla (European eel), 2292 nucleotides. RefSeq names its product SAM domain, SH3 domain and nuclear localisation signals 1b (gene samsn1b). Lineage: Eukaryota; Metazoa; Chordata; Actinopteri; Anguilliformes; Anguillidae. Gene Ontology annotation, molecular function: protein binding. The record is from RefSeq and is a predicted model, not a curated record. Bases 147 to 1223 code for a protein of 358 amino acids. The transcript has 8 exons.